Molecule: messenger RNA, 1790 nt
Organism: Daphnia carinata
Lineage: Eukaryota; Metazoa; Arthropoda; Branchiopoda; Diplostraca; Daphniidae
Product: protein LZIC-like
Exons: 7
Coding region: 135-692 (185 amino acids)
Molecular function (GO): beta-catenin binding
Source: RefSeq, a predicted model, not a curated record
AAAACUUGGACAAAUUAUCGUGACAGGCAACAUUGCAUGAAUUCAUAGUCUGCUACUAGUAUUUGGAAAUUGAAACCCUGAUACUGCGAUUUUGACGUAAAUCUCAAUUCCUUUUUACACCUGUAUACCUUGAAAUGGCAUUGAAACAAACUGAAAAACUAAAAAGCAACGUGGAAGAACAGCUAGAAAGACUAGUGAAACAGUUGGAAGAUUUAGAAAAAUACAGGGAAGAUUUCGAACCUGAAGAGUACCAGGAGACCAAAGCAGAAACCCUGGAACAGAUGAGAGAGUUUCAGUCAUCACUUGCAAAAUUAGCAGCUGGAGAUUUAUCUCUGACCGAUUACUUUGCAGCCAUUCAGUUGGGCAUACAAGCAGCUCUCAGUAAUGUUUUCAGAACACCAGAAAUAAUUCUCAUGUUUGCAAAAAAACAACCAGAACAAUUACGGCUCAAACUGGCCCAAAUUCAGAGAGAUCUAAAACUCGGAAAGCUUUCCAGCAAAGUUGCUGAAGUGCAGCAGAUUGAAGUCCUUGGGGCUCUGAAAGGUCUUGGAGAAGUUUUGAGUACUGAGGAAGCAAACCUUCUUGAGAAGACAAACUCUGUUUCUUUACAGCAAUUCAUUAAAGUGUCAACUGAUCCAAAUUCAAAAAGUAAAUUGCUGACAUUAGCUGAGAAUUCUCUUAGCCUGGAAUAAAAAGGAAAAACGGUGAACUAACUUGACGGAGCAUCAUGGAAUCUGUGUCCUGUUGCCAAAAUGUAAGCAGCAGCACUUCUAUCCAUAUGUAAAUAGUAACACGGGCUAAUACUGGGAAAUUUAAUGGUGUUGCCCAAUUUCAUUUUCCCAUACAAAGACGAAUUAUUAAUGCGAAUAGAAAUUCCGUGAGUAAGGAAAUUAUACAAGACAAUUUUUGUUCUGAAAAUCUGAAUAAAUCUAACCGCGCAAACAAUAUUUACGUAAUACCGCUAGAUGCCUCUUAGGGUUUUCAUGGCGAUACUAUAAGAACAAGUGAGUUUCGAUUCAUCCACCAGUUAUCAGUUGGAGAAUAGAGGUCUCCAAAGAGAUUAUUAUAAGCUCAGCGGACAUGGCGAGAACAUACUGUUGCAAUACCGUAUAACCAAAACAAAUAGGUUAAUUCCAGCACAUCAUAUUAUACGGAAGAAGAACCUAAUUCGCAUCGAAUGAAACAAAUACCCACUAUACAUGAAAGAAGGAGUCACCACCGACAAUGAGAGUACUAGUUAUCUUCUAUCCGCACAGAUAGUUGAUAUAGUGCAACAGCUUCAGCCAACGAGGUUUCGACGCGGCUGCUUUUUAGUCGUUUGCCAUUGUUUUAGUUGGAGGAGAGAGAUCCGCCCCCGGCACACAGGAUGUACGAUUUCAUCCAUAUUUCGAUCCGCUCAAUGAGCUUUGCACGCGAAUACCAUGGCGACUCCCUCGCGCACGUAAUAAUAAAAGUAGUAAUGAUGAAUAUCCUAGAAUGAUGUUCUAUUUCCUCACAUUAAUGUAAUUCUUAGUAAUUUUAGUCUUUUUACUGAAAUCGAGUUUCAUUUUGAAUCUGUGUCGAGUGCAAAAAGCAACCGAGGAACUUUAGAGAGCCAUGCCACUGUUUCAUUCAAAAGACGUGACUCAGAUUGAUAUCGCAAAUUAUCGACAGAAAGAUUGAUGGGUUGCUGUUCUGCCCUGGAAGAAGGAAUCGUAAGCUUUGCUAAGCUACAAGAGACGCUCUUCUGCUUUCAGUUCGCCGAUGCAUAGCAUUUGCAAUAUAUCAAGUCCAAGCUGCCGGCCAACUAA